This is a messenger RNA of Phytophthora infestans T30-4, 2790 nucleotides long. Its product is annotated as calcineurin-like phosphoesterase. Gene Ontology annotation, cellular component: calcineurin complex; cytoplasm. The record is from RefSeq and is a predicted model, not a curated record. Gene Ontology annotation, biological process: calcineurin-mediated signaling. The coding region runs from base 1 to 2676 and encodes 891 amino acids. Gene Ontology annotation, molecular function: calmodulin-dependent protein phosphatase activity; calmodulin binding. NCBI's taxonomy places the organism in Eukaryota, Oomycota, Peronosporomycetes, Peronosporales, Peronosporaceae. The transcript is spliced from 2 exons.
AUGGCUAGCAAGCUCAACGCGUUCCUGGCCGCGGUGCCUGCGAACGCCAACGUGCCCAGCCCGCCCAAGACAGCGCCGGCCGUGAUGGCGUUCCCGCAGCUUGAGUUCAAGGAAGCGCCCGAGAACGUGGGCGCAUUCGCCCCCACCACGCCGCAGCCGCCCGUGGUGCGUCGUCGCCAGCGCAAAAAUAACCCCAGCCUCAAGCUGGAGCUGGACUCGAACCAGGAACAUGACAGACCUGAGGAUGAUCGAGAUAUGUCGCGUCCUUCCCCUCUAAAGAGCUUCAUGGCCGCCCAAGCAGCCGCCGUUAAGCUGAAGGCACAGACGGAGAAGCACGAUAUCCCAACACCAGACUUGGCGCGCACAAGCAGCGGGUCCGAGCUGGACGCCAAGUCGGAGGCGGGACCCAUGCGCAUGGCCAGCGUACAAGGCUCGCACCACCGUCGCGUGUCCACCGACACAACGCUAUUUAACCGGUAUCUGCGUCAACAAGCAGACCUGGAUAUUAGUCACGACACGGUGCAGUAUUUCGCAAAUGUCCCGGUCAUUACCGCCACUGCAGCUGCCGUUGAUGCUCUGGAAUGCGAAAUGAGUGUGGAUAAUAACGCCGACGAGGAGCACGCGAUCAUCGUACAGGAACCCGAGGAGAUCCUUGCUGUCUUCCGACUCGGAGGCACCAUCCCUGUGUCCAGUGCGCUGGAAAUUGUACGACGAGCUACGAACCUCAUGGCACUAGAGCAGAACGUCAUCUCGAUUCGUGCGCCGUACACUCUAGUGGGGGAUCUCCACGGCCAGUUCCAGGACUUGCUCGAACUCUUCCGAGUACACGGCUCUCCUGCCGUGGACAACCCGUUCUUGUUCCUAGGUGACUAUGUGGACCGUGGCGUGUCUUCGUGCGAGAUAAUCUUAUUGCUCUUGGCCUUCAAAGUGGCUUUCCCGGACAGUGUCCAUUUAUUGCGAGGCAAUCACGAGUGUCGGAGUUUGAGUACAUUUUACGGUUUCCGUGCCGAAUGCCUCAAGAAGUACGGACCUGUGCUCUAUAACCGUAUGAUCAAGUGUUUCGAGAGUAUGCCACUGGCUGCACGACUCGAGACAGCGCACGGCACGUUCCUGGCUGUACAUGGCGGACUGUCGCCCGAUAUUCAGUUCGUGGGGGACAUUAACGGACAAGUGAACCGCUUUAUGGAGCCUGAACCAAACGGAGCUCUGUGCGACUUGUUGUGGUCAGAUCCUGCGAAGGGCGAAGCUCAGGAGCAGGAGUGGGCACCCAAUGGGAUGCGUGGCUGCUCGUUCACAUUUAAUGAACGCGCCUGUCGCGAAUUUCUGAAGCGCAACAACCUCCUGGCCAUUGUACGUGCUCAUGAACUGGAAGAAAAUGGUUAUAAGGAGCACUUUCGACACGAAGGAGACCGCACAGAAGAAGACGAGGACGGGAAACUGGCUCUACCUGCGGUUGUGACGGUGUUUUCAGCUCCGGAGUACUGCAACACGAACCACAAUGUCGGCGCGACGCUGAAAAUUCCCUGGGAAAGACAAAAUGGUCGUCUGCUGCAGUAUCAGCAGCAUAAACGCAGUCAAUGUUCCGAGUUUGAGUUCACGCGAGCCAGCGAGGAGACGGCGGCCAAGGCGUUUCUGGAGGAGAAUUUGCCGUUCUUGCCGAUUGACUUUUACGACUUGGUGAAUGUGUGUCGGCAGCUGCGGCUCACUCUUGAGAGAGCAGCGAGUAUCACCCCAGCACCUGCUUCAGAACCUAUUCGCAAGCUGUCGCUUGUGUCGUCGCUGUGUGCGCCAGCAACUAGUCUGGAAACGAGGAUCGAGGAGGAAGACCCAGAGCUUCCCGUGUCGCCACCUGCUUCUGCACCAGCAAAUGAAGUGGAGAAGGAAGCUACAGCAACUCUGAAGGCAGUGGGCGAGUCGUUGCAGGAUUGGGAACUUGUUGAGACGAAGAGUGUCGAGGUUGACACUAGGAAGGUGAAGAAAGACAAGAAGAAGGAGAAAAAGGAGAAAAAACUGAAGGAGAAGAUCGAAAAGAAGAAGCAAAAGGACAAGAAGAAGUGGGAUACGAGUCGAAUUGCUAGCGGUUGGAAGCUCUGCCCUGGGUUUGUACGCUUCUACGACCGCUACUUCUCAAGAGACAGUAUGAAGAAGAGCGAGCCGGAGAUCACCUCAGCUCCUGGCCAUCUAGGCAAGCGGCCGUCGUGGAUCUCAAACUACAAAACACCUUUUAGACGCUCGACUUCGACCGGCGAGGCCCCCACCGACACUGAAACUGUCGACACCGUCUUGGACUCUACCGGUCCUGCUCGACGGAAGAGUAUGACGGAUUGGAUGCCCAUGCCGUCGUUCGAGCAGGUGGCGCAGCUGACGAACACGCUUCAGGGUCACAUUCCCGUGCAGUCGAACGGCGUCAAUGUAUUCACGAAGGCACAGUGGCAAGCUCUGAAGUUGUACUUCUCGAUCCUGGAUCUGGAUGGCAAUGGCGUUUUGAUGGAAGAGAGCUUCGUUGUUCUCCUCGCAGAGCAAGACAGCGAUGCAUACGCGACUGAAGACGAACUGAGUCUGUUGAUGGAAGUCAUGGACUGCAACGCCGACAAUAUGAUCACUGAGCAAGAUUUCUUGCUAUUCGCAUACCGAGCCUUACUGCGAUGGAAAAAAGCUCUACAUGGCUCCGACUAGAGUGUGCAGGAGCGGAAUCGAACUGACGUAGCGAAGUAUGAACAAUGCCAGAUUAGAAUCCACAGUAGCGCGGCAUAUGCCCAUAAUGAAGAACGAGAAAUCUAUUAGUUGAAA